This is a messenger RNA of Fusarium tjaetaba, 1962 nucleotides long. RefSeq lists its product as uncharacterized. Lineage: Eukaryota; Fungi; Ascomycota; Sordariomycetes; Hypocreales; Nectriaceae. The record is from RefSeq and is a predicted model, not a curated record. The transcript is spliced from 2 exons. The coding region runs from base 1 to 1962 and encodes 653 amino acids.
AUGGCAGAGUCUCUGUGUGAUACCUGCAAGCAAUUCGCAAAAGAGUUUGCUGACAUUGACGUUGAAGAGUCGAUUCCCCGUCGCACAAUUGCACCGAAUGUCUACAAACUCAAAGAAUCAGCACAGAGCGGCUGUCCUCUGUGCCAAAUCAUAUUCCAGUCCUUUUGUUAUCAGGUUUCAAAAUUCAAUUGGGCUGAGACUUUGGCUAUCCAUAUUUCGGCUUACAAGGUUCUCCGUCAUUACAAAGCGGUUAUAGCUGAAGGACAAGAUCCAAAAGAGCCAAAGGUUUGGUGCGGUAUUGGAACAGACAUAGGCCACAGUCGAUGGCACCCCCUGCCACUUGUCACGGAUGAGGAUGAAGCAGCAGGAAUUAGAGGACCGAUCUUGCGCAAUACAAGAUCAAUAGCAGACUUAUCAUCAGCCGAGGGCGUUGAGAAGGCUGUUGCAUUGGCCAACAGGUGGAUACACAGCUGUUCAGCGAACCAUGAAAAAUGUAGUAUGCAGCCUGAGGGUUUAGACCCAAUCAAGACGAUACCGACAAGACUCAUCGACGUUGGCUCCAGUGAUGGGGCAGUUUCGCCAAAGAUAGUCAUCACAAACCACUCAUUCGAUACUGAGUAUCUUGCUCUGAGCUAUGCAUGGGGAUCAGGUCACAAUUUUGCCAAAACGACAGCAUCCAAUCUGGUGGAGAUGACAGAAAUUCUACCAUGGGAUGACCUUGCAGAGACCAGUGAAGGACCAGAUGACCAGCGGCACAAAGUCGACUGGUCUUAUGAGGCAGCGAGGUUCGGACAAUACUACGAAAACGCCACCUUGACCAUCGCAGCCAGCGGUGCCAUAUCAUCCCAGCAAGGACUAUUCCUCGACAGGCCUGCACUUGAAUUCGAUCCGCGACCCGUGACGCUGACAAUCAACAAGAUCUCCGGCAGCACCUCACACCUUGAGGUUCAUCCAGCGUCCCCUUCAUGGGAGCUGAGUAUCCAGAAUGUUCCGCUUCUUACCAGAGGAUGGGCUAUCCAAGAACGAGUACUAUCAAAAAGAAUACUCCAUUUCGGCGGCAGCUGUUUGCUGUGGGAAUGCUGUGAACUUAAAACUACAGAGGCAAACCCCAGUAGCCAAGAACCCAAUAUUUACGGCUAUAGAAACGAAGAGUUCGUUUCAGUUUUUAGAAACCUGGAUAAUCAACAGCAAGAUGAUCUUAUAACCCUAUGGUACCAAUUUGUCGAGGUUUAUUCUGGAACAAACUUCUCUUUCUAUAGAGAUAAGCUCCCUGCGCUGUCCGGUAUCGCGAAGAGAAUCCAAUGUCGUUUUCCACAAGAUUACAUAGCAGGAAUUUGGGGGUCUUCUAUCCCUCAGGGACUGCUUUGGAUAGGCUGGGGAGGACAAGAGCCUGAAGCUGACCCGUUGCGUGGAACAGAUCGACCCUCGUGGUGUUGGGCCUCCCCUCCUCAUCCGAUCACAUUUCUGCCAAUCAUGACUUACUACAAAGAAAGAUAUUUAACCCUCCAAGUGAACUCGUGGUCGGUUAGGACAAACGGACCUCAGACAUCAGGCCAGAUUCUCGAAGGGAGUGUAACUAUUCGUGGUCCUGUCAAGUCAUUCAACCUCUACGAUCUGAACUUGGAUUUUGUUUUUGGUCCCCAUGCUUAUGACAGGCAAGGGAACACAAUCAAGAGCGAAGCUGCGCACGGUAUCAGGAAGCCAGAGGAUCGUAUUGCAUACUUGGAUUAUACCAACUUCUUGGGAGCCGUUAAUCGGAGUUACACUUGCAUUUUGGUAGCGAAGCUGCUCCCGUCAAUGUGGACACCCGAAGAAAAGAGAGUGAUCGGGGCCGCGCUGAUCCUGGAGGCCACAGACCGUGUUGGAGAUGUCGAUCAGUAUAAGCGAAUUGGUGUGCUUUGUCUUCCGUAUGAGCAGUAUUGGGCCAAUGUUCGGGACAGCAAAACGGUUGAGCUUGCCUAG